Messenger RNA from Ambispora gerdemannii, 2406 nucleotides. Lineage: Eukaryota; Fungi; Glomeromycota; Glomeromycetes; Archaeosporales; Ambisporaceae. The record is from the annotation of a GenBank genome assembly.
AUGGAAUCUACCGAAAAUCAACAAUCUACCGAAACGAAACAACAAUCUACCAUACGAGUAAGCAAAUCUCCCACCGGAGAAGAAUUAGUAACUGAGACAAUAACCACUUACACUACCACAACGAUCACAGUUCCAGUUCCAGUAGAAGAAACAGUUACUACUUAUACAACAAUCGAAACCCCUGUAACUGCGGUUGAAGAGAAAAUCACUAAAGAGGAAAUACCAAAAACCCAUAUCAAAGAGACAGCGAUCGAAACAGUAGUCUCUAAUGAAAUUGAAGAGAAAAUUGCAGCAGCUCCUACUACCGAAUUCGAGGAGAAAAUUACACCUCCAGCAAUUACUAAAGAGGAAAUACUGAAUACACAUGUCAAAGAGACAACGAUCGAAGCAGUAGUCUCUACUACAGUUGAAGAGAAAAUUGCAGCCCCUGUAGUAGAAGCAACUACUACUACCGAGGUCGAGGAGGAAAUUACAUCCCCAGCAAUUACUAAAGAGGAAAUAUCAAACACAGAGACAACGAUCGAAGCAGUAGUCUCUACUACAGUUGAAGAGAAAAUUGCAGCCCCUGCAGUAGAAGCAACUACUACUACCGAAGUCGAGGAGGAAAUUACACCCCCAGCAAUUACUAAAGAGGAAAUACCAAAAACCCAUGUCAAAGAGACGACAACCGAAACAAUAAUAGUAGAUCCUGUGGCACCUAUAGUGGAAAAGAAAAGUGUAGAAAAUGUUGCAGCAAAAGUAGUCGAAGAAAAAGAAAAUUUAUCAAAAAGAAAAAAAUCGGAAGGAAGCAGUACAGAAACUGCAAUAGAAAAAAAAGAACAAAUUGAUAUUGAGAAAGGACCAAAUAAUAACGACGAUAAAGAUCAUGUGGCAGUAAAGUUGAAUCCGACAGAAUUCGCACUGGUCAUGAUUGGGCUUGGAUUCGGUAUGUUUUUGGCUGCUCUCGAUCAAACGAUCGUCGCUACAGCAUUACCCAAAAUCGCGUCAGAUUUUAAAUCGUUUAAUCAAAUUUCUUGGGUUGCAACGUCAUAUCUUUUAACUACGACUGCAUUUCAACCUACCUAUGGGAAAUUUUCUGAUAUUUUCGGCAGAAAAGCCGUAUUUUUAUUCUCAAUUAUUACGUUCGAACUUGGUAGUCUACUAUGUGGUCUCGCGCCAGGGAUUAUAUCAAUGAUCAUCUUUCGUGCAAUCGCCGGUAUCGGUGCUGGCGGUAUUUUUAGUCUUGUCUUGAUAAUAAUUUCUGAUUUAGUAACGCUCAAAGAACGUGGGAAAUACCAAGGUCUUAUCGGUGGUUGUUACGGUAUCUCAUCAUUAGUUGGUCCAUUACUUGGCGGUGCAUUCACUGAUCACGUUACUUGGAGAUGGUGUUUCUUUAUAAAUUUACCUUUGGGUGCCAUUACAAUUAUUUCUGUUGUUUUCUUAUUACGUUUACCUAAACCUAAAGGAGGGUUAAGAGAAAAACUAAAAAGAAUUGAUUGGUGGGGAAUUUCAGUUGUUGUCUUGGCUACCGUUGCUCUUUUGCUUCCAUUAAGUUGGGGUGGCGAUAAAUAUGAUUGGGAUAGUCCAAUUAUUAUUGUUUUAUUAAUAGUUGGUAGUCUACUAUAUAUUCUUUUUGGAUAUAUUGAAGGUUGGAUAGCAGUUGAACCACUUGCACCCGGCCGUCUAUUCAAAACUCGUUCUGUGGCUGCAUGUUUCGGUGUAAACUUCUUCCAAGGGAUGUCUUUCUUUGCUAUGAUUUAUUAUGUCCCGGUAUAUUUCCAAGUCGUAAAAAAUGAAUCGGCUACCGCUUCCGGACUGGAGUUAUUACCUUAUGUUUUGGGUGUUGUACUCGCAUCUAUCUUUUCUGGUCAAGCCAUGUCAAGAUAUGAAGAACUUUCAAAACAAUGGAUAUGUCUUGUGGGUGCAGCUUUUAUUACUAUUGGUGCUGGGCUUGUUAGUAUUUUGACAGAAGAUUCAAAUCGUGGAGAACAAAUUGGCUUCUUGUUAAUAACUGGUCUUGGUGUUGGUUUAAUUAUGCAAACUACCUUAUUAUCUGGACAAUCAGCUGUUGAUUACUUUGAUAUCGCGACUGUGACUUCAAUGUUGAGCUUUUUCCGUUUAAUCGGCGCUGUAUUCGGAGUAGCAAUAAUCGGAACAAUUUUCAAUAAUGAACUCGCCAAAAAAGUCGAUCCACUAAAUCUCGGUAUUCACAUCGUUGAAGCAAUCAAAAAAUCUCCGACAUCUAUCUAUGAAUUCGAUCUAACUCGACCUCAAAAAAGCCAAGUAAUACACGCGUACGUCAAAGCAUUAGACGCUGCCUUCCUAAUUGUGGUACCGAUGGGUAUUUUGUGUUUCUUGUGUGCUUUGGCAAUAGGAAAGAAUAAGAAGCGGAAAUCUGAUGCAGAAGUGACUAUGUUUAGCGAGUAA